CUAUAGUGAUAUCAAUAGUAUUUUUAAGAAAUCCAUUUGUGUUUUAUAGACCUCAUUGUGCCGGUGAUUUUGGUAUGCCAGCACUUAAUGCUACAUUAGAUACUCUUGGACAAUUGGAAUCGGGUAAAAGUGAUAGUUCAUCAUAUAGCACGACAGAUAGUUUAAAUUUUACGGGAAAAUAUCGAUUCGGUGAAGAUUUAUUGGUUGAUCUUGGAUAUUAUGAGUUACCACCACCUUCCACUUCAUCUCCUCCUUCCACCACAUUAAUUGAUAGUUCCAUCACCCCCACUAAUAUUGUUAAUACUGAUUCACAAUCAUCAUUAAAAACAACUUCAAUAUCACAACUUCCCUUUCAUCAUAAAAAUUUAUGGUUGGGUAAAUGGACUGGCAAAAAUAAUUGUACAAGUUACUUGGAUUUUUUGAAUAAUAAACAACAAGUACAAGAACUUGCUAUCAGAGAAUCAUUCCAACUAAACCUGAAAAAAAUCACAGAGAAUCUCGCUAACAAUACCAAUAGCUACAGUAAUGACACUUCCUCUCCCGAAUCACCGUUGUCUCGAUAUCUAUUACAACAAAAAACUUUCUUUGGUUGUGAUAUUGGUACUCAAG
Molecule: messenger RNA, 609 nt
Organism: Entrophospora sp. SA101
Lineage: Eukaryota; Fungi; Glomeromycota; Glomeromycetes; Entrophosporales; Entrophosporaceae
Source: the annotation of a GenBank genome assembly